AUGACAAUACCAAUUUCAGCAUCACCGAUCUUCAUUCCAGAUUACACUAUUAAUAUCCUUAAAGAGAUAUCCGAAGAAUACACUGGUAAUACAUUCUUUAGUGGGUUGAUACUAUUGCCAACAAUACACGAAGGACAGGAGGACCAAUAUGAAAGUUACCACGAAGAUAUCAACGACACAAAUAUUUUGGAGAGAAACUAUAGCUUAAAUAACAUAAGUAGUACAAAGAAGUAUACUAAUGAAUUUUCAACUGUUAUGAAAUUUUUUGAGAAAGUCUUAAAAUCUGAGGAUAACAUUAGAACUACAAUUAGGGAAGUGGAUACUCAAAAGAUGGAAUUUAUUAAGAAUAUAGGAAGUCUUAAGAAGAUAUGUAACCAUUCUUUAGAUAUAUUAAGACAAUCUGAAAGUCAAAUGGAAAUUAUUGAAGAAUAUGUUUACCCAUAUCAACAAUAUAAUGUCCUAGUUCACAAACUACAGAAUGGUAAAUUAUCUAAUAAUAUUUUUGAGAUGAACCAAAACUUCGAAAUUGUUGAUCAUUCGACUAAUUUCUUCCAAGUUAAUAGUGACCUUUUGAAUGCUAAUUAUUAUUUCGAUAACUUUAAGAAAAUCAGACUAAAGUUAUGUUUACACAUAGUGUCUCUUCUUUCAAACACCUUAAAUAGUGCAAAUCAAAAGACAGAUUUUUAUAGAUCACUUGAGACUAAAACAGAAAAUUCUGAAAUUUCCAAUGAUUCUGAUUUAGAGCAUAACAUAAGCAUGGGUGUAAAUGCAUCUAAGAUGCAAAAGAAUGUACGAAAUGAAGAAAAUAUGUUGCUAUAUUAUAUACAACUGAAAAGUAUUGGAAAGACAUUUAAUGAAUACAUUAGUUUACUAGUUAAUAGAUUUAAUGCAACUCACCAGAAUGAAUCAUAUAAAAGUUGUUUGUAUCAACUAGAGACAAUCUAUAUCAAUUAUAGAAUGAAUGAUGAUGUAUUUGGGAUAAUGGCUUUUAAGAAAUAUCGAAUUGAAGAUAGUAUGAGCAGGACAAAACCUAAUUCAAGUUUUAGCCCACAUAUAAAAAAUUUCACAAGGCUUGCAUUGAAUUAUUGUAAGUAUGAGUGGCUGGUAUUCAAUUCUUUUUUUGGAUACGAAGUACAGCAUAAUUCAGUCAACACCAAUGACAAAUGUGCAGAAAGCAACAAAAAUAAAAAUAUCUAUUCAACUACUUUAGCUAUGUCUAGCUACGAUACAUGCAACGAGUUUGAAAUGAAUAGAUUAAGUUUCGCAUCUUUAAUGAGUGGAUUUGGAGCUGAAUACUAUGACAAAUUAAAUUAUUUUAUUCAACAAUUACAUGAUGAUCUAAAAUCACUAAGAGAAUGUAUUCUCUAUCUAUCACGUGAUAUAGCUGGAUUGGCAAGUGAAUUCCACAGUAACUUGCUAAUCCCAGACGCCUACUUAUCUUCAUUUCUAUAUUAUGUAGCUAAAUUACAAAAUUUACUUGUUGAAAAAUUAUUAAGCUCUUUAAACAAUUACGUUCAAGCAAAUAUUGAAGAUUAUGAAAUAAAAGAUGUAGAGUUAAAUUAUCCGAAUAUACUGUUAAAUAACAAAGACAGGGGGAUACAAAGUUAUAUGUAUGGAAAUUCGAUGGGAAUUCAAAGUAGAGUUACGAAAGAUUCAGCAUUUACUGAAUAUAAUACUUGCUUAGAUAAAGCACUAGAGGAAGAAAAUAUUUUUUCAACAUUUGAAAGUGUUAGAAUAUCAAAAUGUGAGGAUAAUGAAAUACUAACUCAUGUCUCUUUUCCACCAAAUACAAUUAGAUUGCAAACAAACAGUGAUUCCGGCGAUACUGCUGAAGAUGAAUAUUCUGAAAAAAGUCAUCUUGAACAAAAUUUAACUUAUAAAGUUUCUUAUGUAAAGGAUAAUGGGAAAAAUAAUCAAAUUGAAAGUAAUUUACCCGGUCAACAAGGCCAAGUGAAUAUUGAUAAUAAUGUAAUUUGUCUAAAAAAUUAUUGUUAUGGGGUUGUCAAUAACUCAUUUAUUGCACUUUCGUAUAUAUACAAUGUUACUCCCUAUCCUAUAUACACUCACAUCAGUAGCUUAAUUGUUGAGAAGUGCUGCAAUAAGCUUAUUCAAGCUCAUCAUUACAUUGCAAAUAAGUAUCAGCACAACAAAAUUGAUAAAUUAUAUCAUGGCCACUUAUUUAUAAUAAGAAAUUUGCUUUAUUUAAUGUCUAAGUUGAUUUUUAUUGAUCGACAGGAUUUAAAUCAAUAUAAUUUAUUGCACUGCAAUUUUAAAUAUUCCAAUAAUGCGAUUUUAAGUAGUUCAGAUACACGCAGAACAUCCCUAGAUGGGUCAGAAACAAAUAGUAAUUCCAAAUAUACAUAUAAAUAUAAAAGCACAACUUAUGAUGCCCUAAAAAUUACUGAUACAAUUUUGAAUCGUUAUAUUGAUGAACUAAUUAAUGGAAUCUGCUCAUUUAUAUGCUUGCCACUUACGAAGAUUGUUUUGCAAGUACACCCAGAAAUACAACAGGAUGAUAUUAAAGAGUUACAAUGCACAGAUAUAACCUAUAUCAAAGAUUCAAUUGCAAAUUUCUGGGACAAUUUAAAAGUACAUAUAAAUUCUUAUAUCUUAGUAUAUCUCGAUCUUUAUUUAACAAUUGACUUUUCUUCACCUGAAUCAAGCAUAGAUGAUCCUCAAGUACUUGAAGAUUUGGUAGGAAAAAGUCAACAUAUUCACAACACUAAUCUAUCUGAUAUUCUAGACAAAGACCUACUUUCAUUAGAUCAACUUUUUAAAUCACAAUCAAUAUCCAAUUCAAUAUAUUCAUCUAUUAAAAAUAUAAUUAUUGAAAGUGUUCUUUUCGAAUUUGAUCAUAUACUUUCUUCAAGAAUAGGUUUACCAAAAGAAGUGAUUGAGAGAGAACUUGGUUGGGAUUUAGACCAAAUUCUCGGAUUUUUGAAAGAUGUUGAUUUAGAAAUGAAUAGAACUAGAUAG
Cryptosporidium muris RN66 is the source of this 2976-nucleotide messenger RNA. RefSeq lists its product as uncharacterized. The transcript has a single exon. The record is from RefSeq and is a predicted model, not a curated record. Gene Ontology annotation, cellular component: membrane; cis-Golgi network; COG complex. The coding region runs from base 1 to 2976 and encodes 991 amino acids. Lineage: Eukaryota; Apicomplexa; Conoidasida; Eucoccidiorida; Cryptosporidiidae. Gene Ontology annotation, biological process: Golgi organization; intracellular protein transport; intra-Golgi vesicle-mediated transport.